AUGAACCCGCUGACUCUGGUUACACUUCUAAUCGGCUGGAAAACAAUAUUCGCGCUGAAAUGUCAUCAGUGCAAUGGUUGGCUUGGAAGUUAUCCGUUGAGGUUUACCCAAGCAAGCACUUGUGAAAAUCGGAACAAUCAGUGUGAGACCAAUCAAUACUGUGUGAGAAUUCUGGAUACUAUGACUCCUGGCGUUGAAUAUGUGACCUUCAAAAGUGAUUGUUUCUAUCAAACAACUCUACAAGUAAACCCAACAAACUUGUCCUAUGUACAAGGUAGAACAUGCUUUCCUUUCCAGGAUGGUUCAGCUCCAGUGAAAAGGUGGUUCUACUGCUUCUGUAACGACAGGGAUUACUGUAAUUCUUCUGGAACAAUGACGAUUCUCCUCAUUCCAGUGAUAUCGUUACUGAAAUAUUUUUGGAUUUGA
Molecule: messenger RNA, 426 nt
Organism: Necator americanus (New World hookworm)
Lineage: Eukaryota; Metazoa; Nematoda; Chromadorea; Rhabditida; Ancylostomatidae
Exons: 5
Coding region: 1-426 (141 amino acids)
Source: RefSeq, a predicted model, not a curated record